Messenger RNA from Apis mellifera (honey bee), 3405 nucleotides. It is a transcript of the gene centrocortin, whose product is annotated as cerebellar degeneration-related protein 2-like. The transcript is spliced from 7 exons. Lineage: Eukaryota; Metazoa; Arthropoda; Insecta; Hymenoptera; Apidae. Bases 694 to 2919 code for a protein of 741 amino acids. The record is from RefSeq and is a predicted model, not a curated record.
CGGCGCAGACGCCGUGGCAACGCUUAUUGAUCGUGGCUCUGUGGUGCUCGGUGUCCCUGCACGCGUCAUGCGUCGUCGUCUUUCGCGACGUAGCGACGGUGCCGGGCAGUAAGUUUUACUCGUGUUCCGUCUCGUCCAGUUCGAGGUAGCCGAAAAAAACGGUGCCAGUGACAGCAGACGUGUGUAUUUUCGAUUUAUUUCGGCAGUGCGUGUAGUUGGGGCUCGUAUGGGUUUAUAGAUCGCAACAAGAUUAACAAGAUGCGAUCGAGAAACGCGGCGAUUUUAACGUGAAUUGUAACUGCCGCCUGGUCCAGCCGCUGGAAAACGGGAUUCCCUGUCGGCGAAAACGGCGAAUCGAGAAUCGGAAAGUCUCCACCGUUGGCAGGUGGUGCUCGAACGAUAUCGCGAUCGUCCUUUCUACGUCGAGUGAAAGUGAUCGGCGGUGAAGCGUUUUCGAGGAGUUGGCCGGAUGCUUGGCCGACAGGUGCGUUCGUAGAGGCUCGCUCGGUGUACCGAGCAACCGACUACUCUGUAACGAUUGGUUCGAACGCAAGCUUCAACCGCAGCUUCGACCAAUCGCGUACGCGUACGGACUAGGCGGCUUUUCCGCGAUUCCGGCGCCGAUCGAUUUCGUUACGGCGUGAGCCGUGAGCCGCUCGUGAAACUUGACGACGACGUCUCUAACAAGGAAACAUGAGUCUGCUGUCUUCUUCCAUCGGCAACGUUCGCUGCCUCGCGGACGAGGAGGCCGAUCACAAUAUGCUUCAGGAUUUACAAUUAGCGGCAGAACUUGGAAAAACGCUUUUGGAACGGAACAAGGAAUUAGAAAAUAUUAUCAAAGCGCACCAAUCGACCGUCGAGGAACAAGCACAAGAGAUAGAGUAUAUGAAAAAACAAACCGCUGCCCUUAGAGAAGUGAACGACUCGCGAUUGAAAAUUUACGAGCAACUGGAAGUCAGUAUUCAAGAUUUGGAACGCGCGAAUCAUCGUCUAGUAAUCGAGAACACCAGCGACAAAAAAUUGAUCAAGAGGUAUGAGGAUCGAUCAUCUCGUCAAUGUUUGACGAUCGAGAGCCUAGAGGCGAGGUGCGAGGAACUUCAGAAGAAAAUCGACGAGAUAAACGAGCAACAUGAAAGUCUGCUCCGGCAACAAUCUACGAGUCAAUCGGCUAACAAUAUCACACAAACACACACCAUUCAUUGGAAAGUAUCGGUCACGCAGGGUAGCAGCACACAACAGAACGCUGCUCCGUCUGGUCAGAAAUCUUUCCAAGAGGCAAAUGCGGACUCGAGCGUGCGACAAUUACCGACGAUUCCGACGAACGACGAAGAAGUUACCGAAUUGUUGAGACAGUUGCAAGAGGCGCGAAGUCAGAGGGCGAGGGAGCAGCAAAAAGUUACCGAGCUUCGGCAACAAUUGGCAACAUUGUUGCAGGAAAAUAACGCGUUGGAAGAACAGUUGAACGUUUGGCGUAAUAAAGCACAAGACGUGAAAAAUCUUCAAGAGGAAAUAAAUACUCUGGAAGAAGUAAGGCGGGGUCAAUUAUGCGGGCGAUGUUUACGCGGAUUGGACUCUAAGACGCACGACGAACUCUCUGUAAUGUUGAAUCAGGAGGAAUACGAUGAUAUUAGCAUGGCUGAAUCGCUAAUGAACGAUAGUCAACGUGACACUGAGUCUCUCACUCAGGAAUCGAACGAUCAAAACGAAGUGUCGAACGACAUGAAGAAUCCUUAUAGAGUGCUAGUGGAGAAAUAUCAAGCCUUGUUAGAAGUUCAAAGACGAUCCGCGCUCCGGCGGAAAGAUAGCGUGCCUACGCCUAUGUCGUUGCAAGAAGAACUAGAGAUGUCGGGCGAGUUUAACAGCUUUCAGAGUCCGACGUUGGAGACGGAGACGCAACAAGAGCCGAACGCGGCGAAAUCGGCCGUUGGAAACGCGACACGUGCCAAAACAGAGAUGUGCGGUAAAAAAGUGUUCUCCGCCACGCCCACGGAUUUUUCCGAGGCCGAGACGUCGUCUUCCGGCUUUUUGGACGAGACGAGUAACAAAGCGACGCAAACCGAAGGAAGGCCCGGCUCGUUUCUUUUCUCCUUCGCGGACGGCGAGGAUUGCAAGUUCAGCAUUUACGACGACAACAGCCCGUUCGAGAGUAGAUUCCGGGAAACGCCGGAGUACAGACAAUUGUUCAGUGAAAUAUUCCGAGUCUUGAAACGAGCGGCGGAAGCUAAGGACGAAGGCGAGAAAUUACCUUUAUUGGACGAUUCCACGAGUACGAACAAUUCUCAGCAACAAUCCGUGCUACAAGAAGAUGUUCCUAGCGAAACCACCGACGAUAAUCAAAGCGUUUCCUCUUCUAUUUUUUCAUCCGCCGUAUCCGAACCACCGUAUAUAGUACAAAUCUCAUCGAACGGGGUAAACGAACAGCAAAACGGUGAAGUGACACUUGCUAAGAACGGGAAGAAUAUAAUUCGAAACGUGAAUCGGUCGGAUUAUUUAAUGCUCAACAGUAAAAAGAAAUCGAAAAAACAUUCUUCCGCUAGUAAAAAGUUAACGUAUAACGAUAUUAGACCAACGACGCCCGAUGUGAUUCCAACGACAAAUCCCAAGUUCGUUCCAUCGAAAUCGAACAGCGGAGGAAAGAAGAAAUUCAGACCUUUUACGAUCGCCGAUCAAAAUGGCGGCACGUGCAACGGGUACGCUUAUCCGAACAAAACGAAAGACUCGCCUCCUAAUUCGGCCGCAAAAUCUUCGAAUAACGCAGGCAACAACAGUAGUCAACACAACAACAGUUUCGAGUACAGAGACUAUAAACCGAGCACAGCGUCGGUCGAAGUAGCCCGGCUAAAACGUUUAGAAAUGUCUUAUGCGGAAGUUCUACGGUUGCCAAAUAAAUCUAAAAUGAACAAUCAUCGUAGAAGCUAAAAUCUUCUUUAUAUAUAUAUAUAUAUACUACGAUACCUUGAAGGAGGGGAAAAAAAGGAGACUUUUAUACGUAAGAUAUAGUCAAGUGAAAGAUUAAGUUCAAAAUUUGUUAAGUUGUUAACCUCGUAAAACGAAUACUUAGGACGGAAUUAAAUUAUUUCACAGAAGUAAGAUUCACAGUAUUGAUAAUCAGUGCUAACGGAACAAAUUUUGUGAAUAUUUAAGAGGAGCGAUUGCGUGUAAUGUCACUAGAUACUAAAUUAUUUGAAAUUAAUUUUUUUAUUGUAUUUUGUAUAUCUUAAUUGUAUAGGUUUUUUCAUGUGAAUGUGCGUGGGCAACAAAGGUACACAACGUUAAUAUACGUAUAUUAUUAAUAGCAUCUACCGGAAAUUUAUGAACGGUAUAAAUCGAGUCGUGCCUCGCGAGUUUGUUUUUCUUUAGAAAUUGUAGUUGUGAUCAGAAAUAAAAUUAUUUAUGUGCCAUUUA